GCGGGCCUUUGAGUGUAGCCAGCAACUGCAAUGAAAACGGGAUUUCCCUCCGAGAAAUACGUCUAAACUUGGUCAUUCGUCCGCAGGGCGCAAUCUACACUCCACGCAAGUCGUUCGUGGUGGCUCGGCUCGGAUGGAGAAGCGCAAAAACCUUUGAAGCAAACAUUGUGAACGGCAGCUGCAGCUCUCUACUUCCAUCGCAAACAAACGAUUUAAAAAAAAGCGACGAAAAACUAGACAAGUUGGUGUUUCAUAUAAUGUGAAAACUUGUCAUUCAUCCGAGUCAAGAAUGGAUCUCCUGUUUGCUGGUCUAAUAGCCUUAGGAGUAGCUGUGGCAGUGGUUGUCAUUUUGAAAAGUCUCUGCUUUCUGAGUGAAUGUUUGAGCACCCGCUGUAAUCACCCAAUGCUAGGAUCUCGGAUGCCGCUCGACUAUGCCCAGGCAAUGGCUGUUGCUCCUAGGCUCAACAGUGGAGAUGUGCAACAGUUGGGCGGGAUUGGCCAUCAGCGUUUUCCCGAAGGACUCUACGUCAUUUGCGUCGACUCGUCUAAUAAUGCCCCCAAAUUCGUCGUCAAUCAUCACCAGCAGCCACAUCACGCAACUGCUGCUCUGAUAACGAGUGAACCAGAUGUGGAAUCACCGCCGACUUAUGAAGAAGCCAUGAGUCUUAUCAAUCCUGAUGGCAGCAAUCCUGAUUGUCAUAAUGCUACUUGUCAUUCCUCUCAACUUUGUUGCCACUCCGACAUGUAAGAGAGAGGAGCAACAUAUGUCCUUCUUUUCUUGUUGUAACUUUAUUUUUUCAGUUUUGAUUAAAUUCUCAAUGAAAGGCUGAUGUAACGUCACCGUUUGUACACAUUUCAAAGCGAUACCAGUUAAGAUUAUGUACUAAUCUCCAUUUCCGUGUAAACUGAUUCUGUUUCAAAUAAUAUACAUACGAAAUACCAAG
Daphnia pulex (common water flea) is the source of this 944-nucleotide messenger RNA. RefSeq lists its product as uncharacterized. Lineage: Eukaryota; Metazoa; Arthropoda; Branchiopoda; Diplostraca; Daphniidae. The coding region runs from base 290 to 748 and encodes 152 amino acids. The transcript has 2 exons. The record is from RefSeq and is a predicted model, not a curated record.